This is a messenger RNA of Pyricularia grisea, 1878 nucleotides long. RefSeq lists its product as uncharacterized. The transcript has a single exon. The record is from RefSeq and is a predicted model, not a curated record. Bases 1 to 1878 code for a protein of 625 amino acids. NCBI's taxonomy places the organism in Eukaryota, Fungi, Ascomycota, Sordariomycetes, Magnaporthales, Pyriculariaceae.
AUGCAGGAGUCUUUGGCCUUUAGUAUAUAUCACUACUAUCCUCGUCGUCUUCGCGUGCUUUGUGCUUUUCAAGCCACUGCUUUGCUUCUCCCUCUCAUUACUGUUGUCGUUGACGCCGACCCUAUCUUGACACGGCUGUCAACUGCACAAACGCCACAAAUUAUCAGCUCGAUACUCAGCCCUCGCCGGCCACAGGAGUCAGAGGACGAGAGCUCUUCAAAAGCCCUCUUCCCCGGAUACGCUGGCCCGGAUCCCAAGCCUUCACCAUAUCUCCCGGCUCAGAUUGGAGGUAUUGUCGGAGCGUACGCCGUCACUCUCGUUAUAGUUGCCAUCCUUUUGCUUUCGCUUUCUAGUGUGCGCAAGAAGAGGUUAAAGGCCGCAGAGGAGCUCGAAGACGGGGAGCUCGAGUACCCCACGUUUCAAGAAGUAAUUCCUCAAGACCAAGGAGCCUUUCCGCCACAUCCGUCUGGCCCUUACCCCCUUACGAUAGACACUUCAAAUCGGUACUAUCCUCCAUCGCAGCCGCAAAGUCCACGCAACUUUUCAUACCCAAACAACAAUAGCCCCUCGAGGACUGAGCAGUCGAUAAACUACAUCCCAUCACCCGUUUCAACCAUCCUCGCACCUGGCGUUGAUCUAUCAGUAGACCAGAGUGUGGUAGCAACAGACAGGAAAAUGGCGCAACAACAGCUUGAAGAUAUGUACAAGCUCGUCAUGGAGCAGGAGGCGGCUAAGGAGGCCGGUGUUGUGCUCGACUCGCCCGUCAUCCCUGGGGCGCGGCAGUCUCAGCAGCAACAAUCUGGUUCGACUGAUGGGCCAACAUCGACCCUGACAAAGAAGGAGAAAAGGGGCAAACCAGCGAACCUGGAUCUUGGGUUUACGCAUGAAAAGAAGGAGUCGAAGACUUCGUCUUUCUUCGCCUCUCUCAAGUCGCCCCGCAAGAAGAAGGUCCAAGGCAUUAAUAUCUCUUCACCCAUCAUGACACCCAUGUCGGGAACUUUCCCCCGAGGUCCUGAGGGACAAGAGAUGAGCACGAUUCCACCGAGGCAGUAUGCGCCAGCAGCUCCGCCUCCCAUCCCCCACCAUCAAUAUCAUCACUCGAACGGCAGCACCAGCUCGAUCGGCAACCCACCUCGGCGCGCGGCCACCAUGCCAUUGACACCUGAGAUGUCGCCACAGAGCACGCAAAGCAUCGAUGGUAGAAUUGGCGCACAGCUUAUGAGCAACCCAAAACCAUACAGGGAACAACAGGAGCAGAUGGAGCUUCAUUUACAGCAUCAGUAUCGACAACAGAGCAUCUCCUCGCAAAGGCAGCUUGAUCCCUACGGCCCCCGGCAUCACGGCGACCACUCUCGCAACGUAUCAAGCGCCACAAGCGAGGCUGACCCCGUGUCCGCAGCAUCAGAUAAAUCAACUACACCUCUCGUGGGCCUGGGUCUACCACUCUCGCCCAAACCCAACGUGUCGCGAUUUCCUGCAGACUCGCUUCGCUCUUUGCCCUCAUCACCAAGGCCUGGCGCAAGCUUCUCCCUUCCCCUAUCCCCCAAGCCAGGGGCCAGCUUUUCACGCUCCAAUGCGCCCUCGGCCGUCCGUACCGGAGGCGCUCUGCCGCUGCGUGCCUACGAGCCUGCUCUGCAGUCACCCAAUGCCAUUGCCCGCACGACCAAGGAAACAACCUUUGAACGAACGGGUCCAAUGUCGCCAGGCGGUGGGCCACUCACUGGUGCGGCCGUGCCUUACUCUCCCUACCAGCCAUUCUCGCCAGUGAUUCCCAUGACGCCAAGCCUGGUGACAAGAGAAGACCGGAGGCGGAUGAGGAGAUUAGAGCCAAAGACUCCGACAUUGGAGAUGGUUAAGAAUACUGAAGAUCUGUGGUGA